GCCAGCUGCUCUCCAAGACCUGUGAUCUUCCCCUGGUCCUGGCCCAGAGAGAGGUCCUCUGUGAGGAACACUACAUGGAGGUCAGUGUGGAUCAAGACAUGCCUUGUGAGGAUUAUCAUGGCGGCUCCAAGGAGAUCCAGAAAGACGUUCUUUCUCUGGCUCAGAAAACGGCUACAUCUGUCUGGCAGCUGAUGUUUCUGCUGGCAGGAAACAACCUUGCCAUCAUGUCCGCCAGUGAGGCCCGGGGAUUGGGCUACAGUCUUAUGGCCACUCCAAAGAGACUUGUGUUUCGCUCUCCCUACAAACAGCCCCAUAGCCAGCUUGUGCACGUACACGGGGUGCCAGUUGAGGUCAUAAAGUUGGUGCUGUUCUUCCGACGGAAACUGGUUGUGGUCAUGACAGACUUUUCAUUGUCUUGUACAGUCGGUUCUGGAUCAUUCGAUGGGUCAAAGCUACUGUUGGAGACCCCCCAGGUUAUGCCCCCGAUGGUCUGGGCUGGAGAGCGCUUUGAGAGUCGGAGCAUCGUGUUGGGUGUGGAAGGGCGCCUGGUGGACUGGAACACCACUAUAGCCAGAGGCUGGACCGUGACCCAGGAUGGCCCAGUGAUCCAGGUUGGGAUACCCUUCGGAUCAGAAGGGGGCUACAGGCGGAGCAUGGUGGUGAACAACGUCUACAGGGAGACGUACAUCAUCUUCCUCUUCUACGAGCACGUCUUCUCCAUGCUGUAUGACGACGGCAGCGAGGUGGAGACCAGACAGCGACUGGUGAGGGUCCUGGAUACCCCGCUACUCUGCAGACACCCCUUCACCCUCGACCAAACUAUGCCUGCAGAGCGCGUGUUUGACGUGUACAUGGGAAACAUUCCCUUUGACGUGACCUUGGUGGAAGUCAAAAUCAACGACAGGCAUCUGCCCAUUGCUGUGACGCCUGAAUACAGCAUCAAUAGGAUUGUCAAUGCCAACGGCAGCCAAGCCUACACACUACACGUCCCCUUUGACAGCAGGGUAGUGCACAGGAUGCACCUCGACCAUGGACUUGUGCAGUACUCAAUGAGCCUGAACUACACCUUAAUAAUCCUGCCCCAGAGACUAUCGUACUACCACUACUCUUUUGUAUCGACACAACUCGACGACGCAUUUGCUCCAGAGCCCACGGCAGAGUGCACACCGACGGGCAUCACCUUCAGCCUCUGGAAGAGUCCCCAAAUGGAGUUCCUCUGGGAGAUUGGGGUCGGAGCAGAGCCUCUCACUCCGGAGCUGGCUGAGCUUAGGGGGUACAGGCUAUACAACGACACCCAGAGCAUCACCUUGGAAGUCCCCGUCUUCUCCAUUGGUUACACCUACCAAGACAUUAAUCUGCAUGACUUCUAUGGAGUAUUCCAGCUUCUUGUGAGGGAUGCCAAGACACUUGCUCUUCAAUCAAUGCUUUCAGGACGCUGUGUAUUUGAAACAAGGGACCUGAUAGUGUGUUCCCCAGACGGGAUCAUGACAGUGGUCACCACUCCCAGUGUGACCUUGCCAAGAGUGCACCCCGACAGCACCACCCUCCUGGACAGAUCCUGUAGACCGAAACAAACAGACCCGUCCAGAGCUCUGUUUGAAUUCAGUCUCAACUCUUGUGGAACAAGGACGAUGGUGGGCGACACCUUCCUGGCUUACGAGAAUGAGAUCCUUUACCACAGGCGUCUCCUCGCAGACGAAACGGCCCUCAUCUCCAGAGACUCUAAGUUCAAGCUGACCGUGAGGUGCUUCUACCCCCUGAGUACCAUCAGCAGGCUACCUGUAGAGAGAAUCUUCCCGAUGUACACACCAGGACUUGGGUUGAUCCUAGGGACUAAAGGUUCAACCCUGCCUCCCGGGUGUCCAUAUGAGAAUUCUCCAUUUCAUGGUCAUCGAUCAAUCAUCCACGACCCUUGGCCCGGGCAGCAGAGCACCAGCCCCCGGGCCUCCUCUCCAGCUGGGAGAGAUGACCUCCCAUGGUUGACCGACAACUUAUUACCCGUUAGCUUCAAUGCUAACUCCCCAGUAAACGAUGUGGAAACUGUUGACCUCUUCAACCAAAAGAAUGUGGGGUACCUGGACCCAAACAGACCCGCUGGUCAGAAACGGGAGAUGUCAGGUAACGUAGGACCUCACAACCAUACUCACAACCUGCCUCGAGCGAUAAAUGCACUGUCUUCACAAAAGCAGGAACAUAUGAGUAACUCAAACUAUACCGAUCAACCUAUGGGCAAGAGCGCUCUGUACUUCCAAGAGUUCUUCAAGGUGAAAGUCGCUGCCAGAGAAAAAGAGUCUACUACCGCGGUUACCACCAAGCCCCCAGCCACCAACACAACCAGUGCUGUUUCCACCCAGAACUCCCCCAUGACCUCUGCCAGUGUUACUCAGCUGGUCUAACUGAAGCAGACGAUGGAUUGUCUAGAUCCAUGCUACACAUCAAGGAGCCGCUGGUUUCCUACCUGGUUGGAGGACAGGGGGGGGACAAAGGGCUCACUAUGGGCUAAGCACUCCUAGAGGCAUUGAGAGGUAUAAGACUCUUCUUUAGCAUGUUGAGCUUUUCCAAACCUAAGCUGUUUAUGUAAUGAAGAGGCUGAAUAAAUGUAUUUGCUGUAAAGGCUUGUCUAAUCCCGCCUCUCUCCUCAGGUCAGUGUGAAAAAUGUAAAUCCUUCCGUGUCUGAUCCAUCCAAGUGUUCAUUUCAGAAUUGUGUCCUAUUAAACGUGAACUAGAUGUU
This is a messenger RNA of Gadus morhua (Atlantic cod), 2731 nucleotides long. RefSeq lists its product as uncharacterized. The coding region runs from base 75 to 2396 and encodes 773 amino acids. The record is from RefSeq and is a predicted model, not a curated record. The transcript has 14 exons. Lineage: Eukaryota; Metazoa; Chordata; Actinopteri; Gadiformes; Gadidae.